UCGCCCGCCGAGGCGCCAUGGAGAACCUUGACAAACUUUCCGCUACAGGCCUGCCCGUAUUCGACCUCAACAAGGAGAGCCUGCUCCAGAAAGACUGGUCGCAGUCCGCAUUAGGUCCCCGCGAGUCGUGGCCAGCGUCGCUGGCAUGUCUGGUCAACACCUGUGUGCUGCCCAUGCCCCACUGCUCGGCCAUUUUCUGGGGCAAGGACAUGACUGUCAUACACAACCUCGCUUGGGAGACGGCGCGGGGCGGGCUCGACGGCCAGGCGUCGAGCGCGCGCGAGAGCUAUGAACAUGAAGCCCUGGCGACGCUGCGAACGGUGCUCAGAGGGCGAACGGUCAAGGUAGCCGCCAGGUACUUCCUGCCCGUGCUGUCCAAAGACAAGGACGAGCAGCUCGUCCUGAGCACUAUUCUCGACGAGAAUGGCACUCGCCAGGGCGUCCUGGCACAGCUGCUCGAGAACCAAAAGACGGACCAGUACAUGCCCAUUGAAGGCCUAGAUGAGCUUGCGCGCAAGAACCCAGGGUCAAAGCUCAAGGACAGCGAAUCCCAGCAAACGGGCAGCCACUCUAGCACCAAGCAGGCCGAUUCCAUGCAGACCAACAUGUUUCAGCGAUUUGCCGAGCUGCUGCCAAACGGCCUGGCCAUCCUGGACAAGGAUGCUGAAGCCAUAUUCGUCAACGAGGGCUUCUUCAAACUGACGACAAACAAGGGCAACAACGAGUUUCGCUCCUGGCCCGAGAGCAUACAUCCCGACGACUACGAGGACGUCAUGUCCGCCUACCGCAAUGCCUUUGAAAGUCGGACAGAGCUGCAGAUAGAGUUCAGGUGCGACGUUGCCGAGCCUGCUGCCAUGGAGGGUGAGCAGUGGAGAUUGUUCUUGCUGAAGCCCCUGAGCGAAGAAGCUGAUGCCGGUUAUAUCAGUGCCGUGAUCGACAUCACCGACAUCAAGCAGGCUCAGUUGACCCAGGAAAAGGCUGCCAACGAGGCAAAGGAGCGCAAAGAACAGCAAGAGAGAUUCAUAGACAUGGUUUCGCACGAGAUUCGUAACCCGCUCUCGGCCGUACUCCAUCUAGCCGAAGAGGUCAAGGAAAUUACCAAAGACAUGGGUGCCAACCACGAUGACAUUCACGACCAAGUAGCCGACAUCUUAGAUGCUGCUGACACCAUUCUCCUCUGUGUCUCGCACCAGAAUACCCUAGUCGACGAUAUUUUGUCCUUUUCAAAGCUAGACUCUAUGAUGCUAUCUCUGGUUCCUCGCGAAACGAGGCCAAAAUGGGAAUUCUCUCAAUCACUGCGAGUCUUCCACUCCGAGUUCAAAGCGAAAAACAUUGAAUUCCAUUACGCCAUGGACGUUUCAUAUGAGAAGCAGCAGGUAGACAAUGUUGUGGCUGACCUCAACCGCAUGAAGCAGGUUCUCGUAAAUCUCAUUACCAACGCCAUCAAGUUUACGUCGAGGAAAAAGGGCGAAAGAAAGAUAACCGUAUCCGUGGGUGCAUCGAUUGAACGGCCUACGUCGUAUCCCCCUAAUGUCGUUUACUUCAGCGAGGAGAAAGAGGCAUUCCAUCUGGAUUCAACAAUGACAUCGGAAUGGGGGCCUGGAGACGCCAUGUACUUGAUGGUAGCUGUCAAAGACACUGGCAUAGGCAUUAGCAAAGAAGGUCAAGCCAAGUUGUUCGAACGCUUCAGACAAGCAACGCCAAAAACACAGGAAAAUUACGGGGGCUCGGGCCUAGGCCUGUUUAUAUCACGCAAGUUAUGUACUCUACAUGGUGGAGAUAUUGGCGUAAGCUCCAAAGAAGGCGAGGGCUCCACAUUUGGGUUUUUCUUCAAAGUGCGUCGUGCAGUUGGAGGCAACGAUCAGGGGCGACCCUCUAUGCAAUCUCGGAGCACUUCGGAAAGUUCAAACACUGCUACGCGACCGUCAGAUAAUUCUGGAUCAAGGCCACCUCGCCCCAGUUACAGUCGAAGCAACUCCAACCUCCAGUCCAUCAAGGAGCAGAAGGGUGAGCGUCCUGAGGCGAAAACACUGGCUAGCCAUGACGGAGUGAACACUGAUGAGAUGAACCCUUCGCUCAUGAACCCACCCGUGGAAGAACGACCAGAGUCACAUCCGGAAUCAAGCGCAGAUCGGCGUUAUGAGGAGACUGCAUCCGCUACGAAAGACAUUGUGUCACAAAAGCCGCAGAUUGAGAGAAAACUGCCAGAUCUCCGUCGCGGAGAGACUUCAAGACAAGAAGAUGGCGCCGACGAAAUAUCGCGGUCACAAAGCGAUCCUCGCACCCAAGAAAGCCACACUCUUCUUCUUGUCGAGGACAAUCUGAUCAACCAAAAAGUUCUUCGUCGCCAACUCCAAUCUCGCGGGUUUCAAGUCUUCACAGCGAACAACGGACAAGAAGCCAUCGAUGCUGUUGCUGAGCGAGGUCAGCAGGCGCAGAACAGUCCAGACGAGAGAAAUUACUUUGAUGUCAUACUCAUGGAUCAAGAAAUGCCCAUCAAAGAUGGAAAUACCGCGACGCAGGAGAUCAGGCAGCUACAGGACGAGGGCAAGGCGGGUUAUAGCCAUAUUCUAGGUGUCUCGGCAAACGUAAGAGAGGCACAGACGAAGAGUAUGCGCGAAGCUGGAAUGGAUGACGUCAUUUCCAAGCCGUUCAAGGUGGAGGAUUUGGUGCGCAAAGUGCGAAGCCUUGUACUGGAUGGCGGCGGCAGUGCAAAGCAUGACAACAGACCAAAUGGAGUGCCAAGUCCGAAAAGAAACGCUUCGAGAAACAGUCUCAGCCCUCGAGAUGCCGAGCGACGAGAACACACUGCAGAUUCUGAGGGGGAGCGGGAGAACAAUGGUCGUGGUGGUUCGCGGAACCGAUCGCGAGCAGAGGUCAGAAAAGGACCACGAUUAGACGAGCUACCGUCUUGAAUACCAUAGUCUUUCAAAGUCAGAGACAACUUUACAAGUUUUGGUCUGUAUGGCGUGUUGGUGUAGAUGGCUGUCUUUGUCCAUUUCCUUGAUUACAGACCUGCAUUGCAUUGCAUGGUGUUUGGGCGCUUUAAGCCGUGCUGUACGGGAAGAUCGAUUGAGACUUGUGGAGAGAGUCCCAGAUUUACUUACACUUGUAUUCAGCCUAUCCACUAAACACGGCCCGUCAUACAGGUGCGUCACUGGUAUG
Molecule: messenger RNA, 3165 nt
Organism: Exserohilum turcica Et28A
Lineage: Eukaryota; Fungi; Ascomycota; Dothideomycetes; Pleosporales; Pleosporaceae
Exons: 7
Coding region: 18-2915 (965 amino acids)
Biological process (GO): phosphorylation; phosphorelay signal transduction system
Molecular function (GO): phosphorelay sensor kinase activity
Source: RefSeq, a predicted model, not a curated record